AUGGCUGUGAGCUACCGAAUUCAAAAUUCAAAAUUCACCAAUAAUCCCACUGCCCGCCAUCAUGAUAGGGAAAGAUUGAAUAUCAAUCUAUCGAAGUUGAGAGAAGCUUACAAACGUUGCGAGUCAUGA
Messenger RNA from Sclerotinia sclerotiorum 1980 UF-70, 129 nucleotides. RefSeq lists its product with no specific name. The transcript has 3 exons. The coding region runs from base 1 to 129 and encodes 42 amino acids. The record is from RefSeq and is a predicted model, not a curated record. Lineage: Eukaryota; Fungi; Ascomycota; Leotiomycetes; Helotiales; Sclerotiniaceae.